UUUACUGUUUAGUCAUGAUUAAUUCAUAUAUAACGUUAAACUUUUCUUUUCGAGGUUGUAAAGAACAAUGUUAUUGCAGUACUGCGAGUGUUGGAUUAUGUAAAGUUACCUGCUACGAUGAUUCUGCUGACCUACAAACACGUCAGUGUUCCUCCUGCCCAGAGGGAUCACAUCCUCUAUUUGACGGGGCCUCAGGCUGUGUUUGUCAAAAAGGACACACUCUUGUAGAUGGAGUCUGCGAACAAUGCCCAGAAGGGUCAUUCAAGUCUUUCGUUGGCCAGGCACCAUGUACAACCUGUCCACAGUACUCAACCAGUCAUAGAGCUAGUACCUCGGCUGAUCAUUGUGUCUGUCAGUAUGGAGAAUUCAAAAUACUCUCCGAUCAAAAAAGAAAAUGCCAACGUUAUGAAAAUGAGGAAAUCGUGAGAUUAGGUAUGGAGCCACGGGUUACUUCUGCACCAAAGAAGAACGACCAAUUGACAGAACAUGAAAACAAAUCGAAAACACCAGAUGAUGUAGUGUUUGGCAUCGUUGGAAUUGCUAUUGUUCUAUUCUGUGUCGGUACUGGAUUUUCAGUCUAUAAAUGGAAACAAAAACAUCAAACACAUUUAAAAUUUCCGAAACUGCUAACGUGUAAAUCAUCUUACCAGUACGAAGAGCGUCAUGAUUCUCUGAUUUAUUCUACCAAACUGGAGAAUUAUUACAAAGGACUGAAGGUGGCUUCCGGUCAGCUCAAAGUAGGAAAGGUGAUUGGGCGUGGAGCCUUUGGAAUGGUUCAUGAGGGAUAUCUACGUGACACGAAAGAUGAAAAUGCAAAAAAGGUGGCCAUUAAAAGACUAAAGGAGGAGGCCACUAGAGAAGAACAAGAGGCCCUGCAGUUGGAGCUGGACCAUAUGAUGUAUGUCGGGAAGCAUCCUAAUAUCAUAGAGCUGAUAGGCCUUUGUUCCAUGAAAGGAUCAAUGAUGUUGGUGCUUGAGUACGCUAGUAAUGGUGAUCUUCUGUCUUAUCUAAGACGAUGCUCAACAAUUCCAGGCUUACAGCUGAAUUCUCCUGGUUUUGGAUCAAACAAAACAGCUGUUGAAUUGUUUAGAACUCUGAUCAUGUUUGCAUGGCAUGUCUCAAAGGGAAUGUGUCAUUUGGAAAAACUAAAG
Messenger RNA from Saccostrea cuccullata (small rock oyster), 1151 nucleotides. RefSeq names its product platelet-derived growth factor receptor beta-like. Lineage: Eukaryota; Metazoa; Mollusca; Bivalvia; Ostreida; Ostreidae. The record is from RefSeq and is a predicted model, not a curated record. Gene Ontology annotation, molecular function: ATP binding; transmembrane receptor protein tyrosine kinase activity. Gene Ontology annotation, biological process: positive regulation of kinase activity; cell surface receptor protein tyrosine kinase signaling pathway; multicellular organism development. Gene Ontology annotation, cellular component: signaling receptor complex; plasma membrane. The annotation marks the transcript as partial. The transcript has 8 exons.